Cordyceps fumosorosea ARSEF 2679 is the source of this 1236-nucleotide messenger RNA. RefSeq names its product Fungal transcriptional regulatory protein. NCBI's taxonomy places the organism in Eukaryota, Fungi, Ascomycota, Sordariomycetes, Hypocreales, Cordycipitaceae. The record is from RefSeq and is a predicted model, not a curated record. The coding region runs from base 1 to 1236 and encodes 411 amino acids. The transcript has a single exon.
AUGAACUGCAUAGCAAUAUCGCAGCCACCGAUUCCGCCUGCCCAUUUAUUAGGAUCGCAAGUACCGUCCGGAGUCGACGACUACUUUAGCCUUCAUCAAGUCAUUCCAAGUCUUUGGCCUCACCAGUCUUCACCAGAGGAAGCACAGCAGCCGCGGCAGCAUCCUCAUCUGGUACCGCAACACGACCACGAACAACAACAACCAAUCUUUGAUACAGUUUCAGCCGCACCCCUUGUUGUACCAAUUUCUGCUGCCGCCCAACAGCAGCAGGUCUUCAGCUCCCACUACUACCACCCACAGCUGCACCCAACGCAUAAAGCUGCCCCCAUCCUCGGCAGCAGAAGACGGCAAGCAGCCGUCCCUACGCUGACCUACUCGAUAUUAUCGGCAUUGCCCGCGACAGAGCGAAGGUCUCGGUCAAAUAAGGUGCAGAUCAGGUACACAGAUCUUGUGACACCCAACAGUAAUAACCUGUCUGAGCCGCGCACCAUGCACCAGUUCUCUGUCAUUUGGUCUCGUCUGCGGGUGCUCGCGGAUCACCUGGAUAUGGUAGAGGCGGGCAAGGACUACGGCGACGGGCCGGACGGCAAGCCCAACGAGUUCACCGUCGCGGAGCUCUACAAGCACACGCACGUAGUCGCCGACGCCCUCGAGCAGGCAGUGGCCAUCCGAAACCGCAGCGGCGGUGGCAGCGGCAGCAGCAGCAGCAGCGGGGCAAGAACACCCAUCAUAACCGCGGGGGACCUCGCAGACGGCAUGUUCACCAUGGCCUUGUACGCGCAGAUCCUGCACCUGAUGCAGCGACUCUUCACGCACGUCCGCAAGGUGCUGGCGGCCGCCGACCCCCACCGCGACGAUACUUUUGCGGCCUGGCUGCUGCCCGAGAUGAACAUUGGCGCCGCGCUGAUCGACGCGCAUCCGACCUUUCACAUGUCCCUGACGGUGCAGCUCGCGACGCAGUUCCUCGGGCGGCUGCGGGAGGCCGUCACCAUCCUGUGCCUCAGCGACAUCGGCCCGGCAGGAGCUAACUUCAAUGGCACAGCGGCGGCGGCGACGGGAGCCGGCCCCCACGCCGAAAUGAUCGGAAUCCCAGCAAGGUUCACCUUCGUCAGCCUCAAGAUCCAGGAGGGCGAGCUGGGCAAGACGCUGGGCCAGCUGCAGGAGGAGCUCCGCAAAUUCAUGGACACCAUGGAUGCGAUUGACGCCAUGGAGGAAGACGAGAAGAAGAAGCACUAG